Tribolium madens (black flour beetle) is the source of this 3019-nucleotide messenger RNA. RefSeq names its product transcription termination factor 2 (gene lds). Gene Ontology annotation, molecular function: ATP-dependent chromatin remodeler activity; ATP binding. Bases 374 to 2923 code for a protein of 849 amino acids. The transcript is spliced from 8 exons. The record is from RefSeq and is a predicted model, not a curated record. NCBI's taxonomy places the organism in Eukaryota, Metazoa, Arthropoda, Insecta, Coleoptera, Tenebrionidae.
GGGGUUGCACGUCCAAGACAAGUGGGUCUGUGCUUAUUUUAUUCCAUAAAUUUUGUAUUGGAACGGAAGUGAAGUUAUGAAAUUUUGUUCGGAAAUAAAAACAUGGCAACAAAAUUUCAACAAAGCACGUUUUUUAAUAGAAUCACAAUAAAAUGCGCUUAAAAUGAUAUGUUGACUAUUUUGCAUAAAUAAUACAAAAAAUAAAUUUAAAAAUCAUAUCACAAAUUGUGUGGGGUUUGCAAUACUUUUGGUGAAUUUUGACGAGCAAAAAAUUAUCGGCUUUGGAAGUUUUAUCUGGUUUUACCUUGUUUUUUGUGUUAAAUUGUGAUUAGAUUUGCAAAUCAUCCAGUGUUAAGAGCCCCACGAUUGAAUUAUGAGCAACCAAAGUGACAAUUUCGACCAGGAGGAGGACCUUUUUAAUGCUUCUUAUUACACAGAUGAGGAAGAUGGGGCCCCAGAAACCGAAAAUCUGUCACGACUUAGUUACAGAGAGACCAGUCAAGUCACUGACGACGAAAGUGACCAAGAAAAUAACCCCAAGACUUCCCAGGACACACCUGAAAUAAUUGAGGACUCCCUCAGCAUUGUUGAAAUAAGUGACGACGAGGAGCCCCCGAGUUCAAGACUUGACGUCAAAAGGGAGCCCCCAGAAGUUCAGAUUGAAAACACUGACGAUGAGCAACCAGGAACGAGUCUCAAACAAACAAAAAUCACUUCCUUUGUCACGAAACCGACACAUAAAACAGUCGUGGGGCACCAGGAGUACCAAGAACAAGUGAAAAAAGUCAACUCAAUUGAGGCUGAUUUAUUGAGGACUAGAAAUGCUAUGAGGGUGAUAAAAGUAGAGAAUUUGCCAGAUCGGGGGAAAUCCCUCACUGAGAAAGUCCAGUCUUUGGGGGAAUUACUUCAAAAACAGAAGACUAUUUUAGAUGGUAUGGAAGUGACCCAGGAGACACCUUUAACAGCCCACAAUCGCGUUGAAGUCGCUUGGGAGGAGAUCGAGGCUGGGGUGGACACUGUGGGGCCCCGAACAUUCGGCAAAAUCGGUGUUGCUCGCUUCAAAGCCGAGAAAACCAUGGCCAUGGAGACUCUUGAUUCUCUUCACAAGUCGCUCGAGACAUGCCCCUGUGAGAAAGACACCGUGGAGGAGCCCCAAGGUCUCAAAAUCGCACUAAUGCCCCACCAGAAACAAGCCCUGGCUUGGCUUCUAUGGCGCGAGAAGCAGAAGCCAUCAGGGGGGCUCCUAGCCGACGAUAUGGGACUUGGAAAAACUAUCACGAUGAUUUCCCUAGUGUUAAAGUCACAAGAACUAAAUCUUGAUAAUAAAGACAAGGAAAAUCAUGAUGAGAAGCGACCAGGGGGCACUUUGGUGGUAUGCCCCGCGAGUCUUAUGAACCAAUGGUCGGAGGAGAUUAAAAGAAGAACGAAAAGGGGGCUAUUAUCGGUGGAAGUCUACCAUGGGGCGAAACGCGAGACUAAACCAAAGCGACUCGCUAAACAUGACAUUGUCAUCACGACUUACUCCCUAAUUUUGAAUGAGAAUACCCGAGAUGGGGCUGUUUUUGGGGUGCACUGGCGAAGGAUCAUCUUGGAUGAGGCUCACCAGAUCCGUAAUCACAAAUCGAAGACUUCCGAGGCGAUUUUUCGCUUAUCGGGGAAGUCCCGGUGGGCCUUAACAGGCACUCCUGUUCACAAUAAAGAACUAGACAUGUAUGCAAUUUUCAAGUUUUUGCGGUGUUCCCCCUUUGAUGAUCUCCAGGUGUGGAAGCAUUGGGUUGGUGAUAAGAGUACAGGAGGGGCGAUGCGUCUCCACACUGUUAUCUCUUCGUUGAUGUUGAGACGCACCAAAGCCGACUUGAUGGAGAAGGGGGUUUUGGAGAGUUUGCCUAAUCGUACUUGGGAAUUAAUUUCCGUCAAGUUGGAGAAAGAGGAGAUGGAUGUUUAUCAGAAAGUUUUGAUUUUUUCAAGGACACUUUUCGCACAAUUUUUGCACCAAAGGGCUGAGAAAAAUCAAGAUGCUUAUGAUUUUACAUUCAACGGACUUCCACCCGACCCGAAUGGUGAAUAUUUUAAAAUGAGGAACCGUUUAUUGAAAUUGAAUCGCGUCAAAGAAGUGAGUCAACACGAUAUUCUAGUUUUAUUACUCCGAUUACGACAGAUUUGUUGCCAUCCCAGUUUGAUCAAACAAAUGUUGCAAAGCGAUGAAGAUUUGGGCAAUGCUGAAGAUCAGGAAGAAUCAGAAGAGUUGAAUCUCCUCGAACAAUUGAAUCGAUUAAACAUAGAUGAAGAAGAAGAAGAGUCAAAUGUUGCUACAGGUCUCGCUAAUGAAACUGUUGGUUUGAAAGAAGCGUCAAAAGGCUACUUGAAUCCCUCAAAUCCGGUUUUUACUACAGAACAUGCGAGUAGUAAAAUUCGGGCAUUAAUCAAUUUACUCAAAACGAAGAUUGGUGAGGAUAAAGCAAUUGUGGUUUCACAGUGGACUGGUUUAUUACAUUUGGUUGCAAUCCAUCUCAAGAACGAGGGAAUCCCCUAUGAUAGUCUUGAUGGUUCGGUUUUAGUCCAUAAACGAAUGCCAAUUGUGGAUAAUUUUAAUGAUCCAAAUAGUGCUACUAAAGUUUUAUUACUUUCGUUGACAGCUGGUGGAGUGGGCUUGAAUUUGGUUGGAGCAAAUCAUUUGUUUCUGUUAGAUUUGCACUGGAAUCCUCAAUUGGAAAAUCAAGCACAGGACCGGAUUUAUCGGAUGGGACAAAAGAAGAAUAUUUAUGUUUACAAGUUUAUGGCACUUCAAACGAUUGAGGAAAGAAUUAAGGCCCUUCAAGAGAGGAAACUCGAAAUUGCAAAUGCCAUGCUCACAGGAUCGAAACAAGUAACUAACAGUAAACUGUCCCUACAAGAUUUAAAAAUGCUUUUUGAUUUUCAAUAACUGUGUAUAUUUGUUUUAUAUGUAUGUAUUUUAUUUUUUGUGUUGUUUUUGACUGUAUAAUUUUACCUAAUGAACGAUAAUUUACAAAAAAAAAUU